UACAACUACUGAAGAAUGGAAAAAUAGAAAUAUCCAACGUCUCUAUUUUGUCCGACAGCAAGUAGCUCCACAAGGAAAGCUCUUCUAUACCUCCAAAACCGAACACUUGAGCUAAAAGAAAUAGCACAGAUUAGCAUCUAAUAAAACCACCAUUGAUCUCCUCUCUCUCUUUUCCUUAUAACCAGCAAGAUGCUUCUGUAGCUUUCCAUGCCCCAUGUUUGAUGUAGAUGCUUUGCUCUAGCUAUCCACCUCUCCACCAAUCUCACAACAACUCCUCUCAAAUAAUAAACAUCUAAAGCUACAUCUUCUACAGAUUUGAUCUCCUUCUUCCAUGCACAGUGCAAUGGAGCAAGCCAAAUACUGGAUGUGGACAAGAAGAAAAUUCCCAGCAAGUCCACCUCUCUUCGACUCACUUACUCGUACUCCGAUCCCUUCUGCCUCCGUGUUUUAUAACCAAUCAUGGGAGGAGAAAGCUUUUGCUGAAGACUCUGCAGGACUAUUGGGUGGCUGUGUUUGGCCUCCAAGAUCUUAUUCUUGUAGCUUUUGUGGGAGGGAAUUUCGAUCGGCGCAAGCUCUCGGCGGCCACAUGAAUGUUCACCGGCGAGAUCGAGCAAGGCUAAAACAGUCAUCUAUGGUUGGAGAAGAUGAUAUUGAUGAUCGACACCAUAUCAAUAUUGGUGUUCCAAACCCUAGCCCUAACCCUAAUUUUGGGGUUGAUGUAUCCCUUGCCCAGGUAGCUCUCUUCAGUCCUCCCUCUAGGAAAGUGGUCAAUGAUGUCAAUUAUUCAGCAAUACACUGCUUGUGGGGAGAAGAGCUUAAGUUGGGGUCGAAGCGGCGGUUAGAUAAGGAAGAAGAGGAUAAAAACAGUAAUAAGAGGAUGAAGAUGAAUUCAUUUUUAGUGGAUGAGGAAAAGCUGCAGGAAUAUGCAGAAGAUGAGGUCAUCAAUCUAAGUCCUGAGAAAGUUGAGGACUUGGAUCUUGAGCUUCGGCUGGGAGAUCUGCCUAAGGUUAAGUAGUAUUGCUCAUCUUAUGUAACUAUGAGUGAACAUUUUCAAUGAUAUAUUCCGUGUUCUGUAUCAAUUAAUUCCAUUUGCAUGCUCUUUCACUUCUGUAUUAUUUUCCUCGUAG
Phalaenopsis equestris is the source of this 1127-nucleotide messenger RNA. RefSeq names its product transcriptional regulator SUPERMAN-like. Bases 332 to 1015 code for a protein of 227 amino acids. The transcript has a single exon. Lineage: Eukaryota; Viridiplantae; Streptophyta; Magnoliopsida; Asparagales; Orchidaceae. The record is from RefSeq and is a predicted model, not a curated record.